This is a messenger RNA of Cuculus canorus (common cuckoo), 725 nucleotides long. RefSeq names its product G protein subunit gamma 5 (gene GNG5). The transcript has 3 exons. Bases 60 to 263 code for a protein of 67 amino acids. Gene Ontology annotation, molecular function: G-protein beta-subunit binding. Gene Ontology annotation, cellular component: heterotrimeric G-protein complex. The record is from RefSeq and is a predicted model, not a curated record. NCBI's taxonomy places the organism in Eukaryota, Metazoa, Chordata, Aves, Cuculiformes, Cuculidae. Gene Ontology annotation, biological process: G protein-coupled receptor signaling pathway.
CGGUGCCCGCCCCGCGCAGGCGCCCCGUUGGCGGCGGGCCGGGCGUUCCCCGCUCCACCAUGUCGGGCUCCAGCGUGGCGGCCAUGAAGAAGGUGGUGCAGCAGCUGCGCCUGGAGGCGAGUGUGACCCGCGUGAAGGUUUCUCAGGCUGCAGCGGACUUGAAGCAGUUCUGCCUGCAGAAUGCACAACAUGAUCCCUUACUGACAGGAGUAUCGUCAAGUACAAAUCCCUUCAGACCCCAGAAAGUCUGCUCAUUUUUGUAAUUAUGUGAACUACUUCGGUAUCUUUCAAUGGCAAUUUCUUAGCUGUGAAGCUGGUGUUUUCACGAUGAGCCAGUCGAGCUGCUGUUUGCAGAGCCAGCGCCACCUCUGCAGGGUGAAGAGGAAACGUGAUGUUACACAGACUUCCCCUGCUCCUCAAAGCCACAGGAGGUGCCUGGCAUUUCUGCAGGCACCAAGCGACUGGCAACAAGUUUUUCUGUCCUUCCGCUUCGCAGCUGCAGGAAAUACUAAGCUUCAGUUCUUUUCUAACAGCUUUGAUUAUCUUCUUCUACUCUUUGGGAUGGGUUUAAAGUUUAUUUUAUAACAGGUCUAUAAAACAGCUGUUGAAAAAGAGAUGUUUUCAUUCUAAAUAGCUGUCCCUGCCUAACUCUGAAGGUACCUUAGACAUAGAGUUGCUUCAUUUAGCAUUGAUGAUACUCUUCUAACUACAUUUUGUUGUUGUUU